AUGAGAGUCACCGCUCUUUUCGUCAAUGCAUUUAUUGCUACCUCUCUCGGCAUGCCAUCACAGCAUGUCCAGCAUGAAAGGAGAUCCUACCAAACUGUUGUCAAGCGCGCUGCGGCCCGGUCCUCUGUCGAGGUUCCGGUGCGCAUUGCCUUGAAGCAGCGCAACCUUGAAAGGGGAAUGGAUCUGCUGAUGGAGGUGUCUGACCCGUCCUCGGCAAAGUACGGCCAGCACUACUCCCCAGAGCAGGUUGUCGACACCUUUGCUCCGGACGAGAGCUCGUUUGCCGCUGUCAAAAAGUGGCUUGUCGAGGCCGGCAUCCCGGAAGCCAGCAUCACGCAGCCCAAGAGCAGAGGUUGGGUCGACUUUCGGACAACUGUCGGCAACCUCGAGUCUCUCUUGAAGACGUCCUACCAUGUCUACCACGGGAAGCGAUCUGGUGCGCGGUACUUGGGAGCAGAUAGGUACAGCCUCCCCCGAGACAUUUCCAACGUGGUCGACUUUGUUCAUCCGGCCGUGUCCAUGAGCCAAGUGGUGGCAAGAGACGAACCGCGAAAGAGGAGGCGGAUCUUCCAGCCCAUGUCCUCACAGCAGAUCCAAAACAUGACAAGAAGCCUUGGUUUGGCCCGGGGAUGUGACAGGCGAGUGACACCCGCCUGCAUCAAGGACCUGUACCGCAUCCCCCACGCGCCCAAUACCACCAACCCCAAGAACCGGCUGGGCAUUUUCGAGACGGACGACGAGGAGCACAAGCAGUCGGACCUUGAUCUCUUCUUCAGCCGCGUCGCCACCCACAUCCCCGCCGGGACCGGCCCCAAGAUCGACCUCAUCGACUGGGGCACCGACUCGCCCAACCCGGACAACGCCGAGGGCGAGGCCGCCCUGGACUUUGACAUGGUCUAUCCUAUCAUCUACCCGCAGACCACGGAACUCUACCAGACCAGGACGCAGGGCCGCGAGGGCUUCCUCAACCAGUUCCUCGACGCCGUCGACGGGUCGUACUGCACACGGGACGGCGGCGACGACCCCGUCAUUGACGGCAUCACCCCCGACGAGAUGUGCGGCAAGUUUGAGCCGGCGCCCGUCAUCUCCUUUUCCUACGGCUGGCAGGAGCAGGCCUUUCCCGCAAAGUACCUCGAACGUCAAUGCAGCGAGUGGAUGAAGCUCGGUCUGCAGGGCACAACAGUCGUGUUCGCGUCGGGCGACGGCGGCGUCGCGGGGAACCACGGCGGGACAUGCCAGGGCAGCGACGACAGCAUCUUCACUGCGAUUGCGGCGUCUGGCUGCCCGUACACGACCUCGGUGGGCGCGACCAUGGUGGCGCCGGGCCGCGGCGUGCGCGACCCAGAGCACGUCGCGGACCAGUUCUCGCCCGGCGGCGGCUUCUCCAACGUGUUUGCGCAGCCGGCGUACCAGCAGAGCGCCGUGGAGCGCUUCUUCGCUUACCACGACCCGGGGUUCCCGAGCUACAACACGUCCGGCACCGCGACGCCGCCGGCGAACAUUACCGACGGCAUUUACAACCGCAACGGCCGCGGGUUCCCGGACUUGGCCGCCAACGGGCUCAACGGCGUCGUCGCCUUCAACGGCCGCGUCGGCACGAGCGGCGGCACGUCCCAGGCGGCGCCCAUCGUGGCCGCCAUCUUCACGCGCCUGAAUGAGGAGCGCCUGGCGGCGGGCAAGAGCGUGUUGGGUUUCGUUAACCCCGCGCUCUAUAUGAACCCGGCCAUGUUUCACGAUAUUACUAUUGGAGGAAUGGGCAAGGACAGCGACGGCAGCUGUGGUGGCAAGAGCUGGGACGCGGCGCCCGGUUGGGACCCGGUUACCGGCCUUGGAACCCCCAACUAUCCUGCCAUGUCCAAGUAUUUCGCAAGUAUCUGA
Messenger RNA from Cordyceps militaris CM01, 1878 nucleotides. Its product is annotated as protease S8 tripeptidyl peptidase I, putative. Gene Ontology annotation, biological process: proteolysis. The record is from RefSeq and is a predicted model, not a curated record. Gene Ontology annotation, molecular function: tripeptidyl-peptidase activity; serine-type endopeptidase activity. The transcript is spliced from 2 exons. NCBI's taxonomy places the organism in Eukaryota, Fungi, Ascomycota, Sordariomycetes, Hypocreales, Cordycipitaceae. Bases 1 to 1878 code for a protein of 625 amino acids.